Molecule: messenger RNA, 2003 nt
Organism: Adelges cooleyi (spruce gall adelgid)
Lineage: Eukaryota; Metazoa; Arthropoda; Insecta; Hemiptera; Adelgidae
Product: cytochrome b5-related protein-like
Exons: 6
Coding region: 522-1814 (430 amino acids)
Biological process (GO): lipid metabolic process
Cellular component (GO): mitochondrion
Source: RefSeq, a predicted model, not a curated record
AUAAGAAUUUAUUUUUAUUGAGAUAUUGAAAGUUUGAUUAAAAUAAAUCGUCAAGUGAUAAUUAUCCGGAAAUCCAAUUAGUCGCGGCAGUGAGUUGUUUUUUGUUUAGGCAGAAUUUGCAAAAAGGUCAUGGGUCAUGAACAUGUUCAUGGACAAUAAAUAAUUUAUUUUUUAUGUGCACUUUAAAUCUGUGCAGAACCGGUUUUUGUGUAUCUACAGCGAGUAACAUUAUCAUCUAGUGAUUACUAAAAGGUAUUAAAAAAGAGUAGUGGAGUAUAUUUUCAUGGCCAUGCUUAGACAACACAUAGCUGGUUAAUAACAGGACUUAAUAAUCAGUCUGUAUAUACUGCGGCGCCUGCAGUUGUUCCUUUUCUGAAUAAUACGAAUAAACGACAAUUAAUAUUAUUCAAUCAAUCGUAAUAUAUCUUUUGGUAUUUAAACAACAAAACUAUUUUUUUUAAUCGUUAGGCUGUUAAUUGUUAGUUUGUUGCUGAACCUAUUACAUAUUAGAAAAAUCUUUAAUGGCUCCUAGAACGAGCAGUUGGCCGGCAUGGAGCAAUUUGCAAAGCACCGACAAAAAUACCAGAUCAGUGGACAGUUGGUUAAAUGCUCGUCGUAAAGAAGAGGGUGCAGAAGGACUAUGGAGGGUACACGAUGGAUUAUACGAUCUACAUGAAUGGAUACAUAAACAUCCCGGAGGACCACAAUGGUUAACAAUAACAAAAGGCACUGAUGUCACGGAAUUGUUUGAAUCAUAUCACGUAAAUGGUGAAGCAGUCACUCAAGUACUGCGCAAAUUUUAUGUCCGACAAGCAAAUACACCCAGGAUGUCGCCAUUUACUUUUAAGCCUGAUGGAUUUUACAACGUUUUAAAAUCUAGAGUGGCCAAAAAGCUUGCUUACACAAACUCUACCACUUCUAAGCUAAAGACGAUACUGGUAGUUGACAUUUUAAUUUUGAUAGCGAUGUUACUUUGCGCCGAAGCUGGGCGAAGAAAUAGCUACUUUGUUGCCGUAUUAGCCGGCACCGUCUUAGCAUUGGGUUUAGUGGGCAGUCACAAUUUUACUCACCUUAAAGAUAACUGGAGAAUGUAUUAUAUUCAACUGGGUCUGAUGUCCAUACGAGAAUGGAGAAUAUCGCAUGUGCUCAGCCAUCACAUUUAUACGAAUACGGUUCAAGAUCUUGAAAUGACUUUACUUUAUCCUUUUCUUCAUUGGUAUCCUACCAAAGAUAAACCAUGGAAUGUGGUUUGGUUUUCAAAACUAACUCCUAUAGUUUACCCUUUUAUCACAUUCUAUUUAAGUGUUCUAAGAACUAUAACCUUGAACAACGACAAAGCGGACUGUCUGGCCUUCGUUAUCCCUAUGAUAUUAAUGUUCAGCGGAAAUUUAUCCCUGAAUUCUGUGUUGUGUAUGUGGCUGUUGAUAAUAGCAUCGAUGAAUAUGGUAUUCACCUUUAUUGGAUUCCACGCGGCACAUCAUCAUCCCGACAAUUUCCACGACGGAGACGAAGUUAGUGAGCAAGACGUUGAUUGGGGUAUUCAUCAAACCGAUUGUUGCUCAGAACGACAUGAAAUCGGCAACAGCUUGCUAAUCUCGAUGGUUACAUUCGGCGAUCAUUCGUUGCAUCAUCUUUUCCCAGCUUUAGACCACGGUAUGAUACCACACGUACAAGAUGUCUUUGAAGAAACUUGUAAAGAGUUCGAAAUAGAUUUGACGCCCAAGCCCUAUGGAGAAUAUGUCCGUGGACAGUUUGAACAGUUAGUCCGAAUGAACCCAAAUAAACCCAGAAGAUCGAAAAUCUCAGCUAACUAGGCAUUGUUAUUCCAUUAUGUAUUAUACCUAUAGUCUGUUGGUUAUUAUGUAUUACUUAUAAAUUAUCUAGUUAAAUGGAAACUAAAAAUUAAGGCUGACCGUAAUUUGAUAUUUUUUUUUAUUAAAAGUAAUGCUUCUUUUGAUAAUAACGAUGUAUUGGUGUAAUAUACAUAAAUAUAUAUAUUUGUA